AUGCAGCGACAUCCAGGACUGAUCCGGAUGGAUUCUGCGAGUUAUACCUGCUGCUACGGCAAUGAGGUCUACUCGUUUAAAGUUCGCUGCCCACAAUCUGCACUGAUCUUCUUCCCAGGAGAUAUCCAGGAUGCAGAAGCAAAUAUGGUGCAAUCCAGCCUAGGCAAAGAAUUUAAGGAGUUUAGUUAUGAAGAAACGCUCCAGAUUUUACACUCAAAGUAUCCCCAUUCAAAUAUAUUCAUUGUUCGCCCAUCCAUGAAGUCCGACGAUAUCAGCUUGUAUGAAACUUAUUUAGACUGUGAUGAACACGGAAAUGUAACAUACUUCAAUCCCCACGGAGAGGCGGCUCACAAUUUGUUUAUUUUACUCGAAGACUAUUUGUGUAGCAACUCUUCCAUGAAUUCACCCCCAGGCAGCGAUGUAGUCAAUCUUCCCCUAAUCUUGAUCGGAUUUUCUCGCGGAGCGCUCGUUCUCAACCAGCUCCUAACCGAGCUUGGCACCUCCCUCUACUCCGAUUCGGUCCUCCUUCGCUGUCGCGAAGUUCACUGGCUGGACUGUGGAAAUGGCGGCAACCACCUCUGUUUCCCCGUUCUCUCCGAAUCGGCGCUGGCGUGUCUGCAUCUCUACCGGUUUGUGUCACGGCUUUGCUUCCCAUAA
Messenger RNA from Blastocystis hominis, 657 nucleotides. RefSeq lists its product as hypothetical. NCBI's taxonomy places the organism in Eukaryota, Bigyra, Opalinata, Blastocystidae. The record is from RefSeq and is a predicted model, not a curated record. The transcript is spliced from 4 exons. Bases 1 to 657 code for a protein of 218 amino acids. Gene Ontology annotation, cellular component: mitochondrion.